Molecule: messenger RNA, 2552 nt
Organism: Brienomyrus brachyistius
Lineage: Eukaryota; Metazoa; Chordata; Actinopteri; Osteoglossiformes; Mormyridae
Gene: prg4b
Product: proteoglycan 4b
Exons: 11
Coding region: 36-2159 (707 amino acids)
Biological process (GO): immune response
Molecular function (GO): polysaccharide binding; scavenger receptor activity
Source: RefSeq, a predicted model, not a curated record
UACUGUCUUUACCUUACAGUAGACCUAUCAGAGCAAUGGCCCACACUUUUAUACCACUGGUGUUGAUGUACCUUCUUCCAUUAUGUACCGGACAACUGAGCUGCAGAAACCGAUGCGGAGAAUCGUACCAUCGCGGCAAUCGCUGCCAUUGCGACUACAGCUGCGUCGUUCACAGUGAAUGCUGCGGGGAUUAUGAGUCUUCGUGCACCACGGGAGACUCGUGUAAAGGGCGAUGUGGAGAGUCCUUCAAGCGAGGCAGACAGUGCCAUUGUGAUGCUAAGUGUACGCAAUAUAACCAGUGCUGCCCUGAUUAUGUGGGGAACUGCGGUAAAGUGGAAUCUGCCGACGCCGGAUCCACUCCCAGUCCAAAGAAUGAUGAAGGCUACGAGCCCCCAAAGCCGAACACCCCCAGGACGGAUUUGACGCUCGAGAGCACGGCUGUCCCCCAGAGCUCUGAGCAGUACCUUCAGGAUGCCUCCGGCGUGGACUCGGGCUCAGUUCCAAGGGACGGGGAUGGAUCCUUGCAGGAACAUCAGUCUGCAAGUUCUCCAGAAACAACUACGCUUUCCAGUGACAGAGGUGUGACUGCCAUCUCCGCAACAGGCAACCCAGCAGCCCGGACCACAGCGGCCCCUGCUGAUGAACCCUCUGAUCCUGAAACGUUCACUAAAGAGAAUGACCCUGAUGUCAAUAUGAGCUCUGGGGGAGGUGAGAACUCCCCCAGCGCUGAGCCCUCAGGUCAGGUCCCUGAGGGCAUAGAGGAGGUAACUCCUGAUCCUGCUCUUGGGUCAGGGAGCUUUGUGUUCACAGAAAAACCUACGGACGCAGAUACGCAGAGAUCGGACACGCGGGGGUCGGACACUCCAUCUUCUGAAAAAUCUGUAGCAGGAACAGCGCCAGCUGAUCAGAAGUUAGAUGAAACAAACUCUGAGGAUCCUGCAAAUGGAACAUUAUCACAGAUGGAGAGUUUACAUAAUCCAGACUCCAUCUCUUCUAAAGAUGGAAAUCUAGCUCCCUUGAGCUCAGAUGAUACACACAACCCCGAGACCACGCCUUCAAAUGAGAAAGCAUCUCCCACACCCCAACAGCCCACUACUCCGGGAAGCUCAGUUCCUAAUGCGUCACCGGACACGGUGAACAUUUCGAGUGACGAAUCUAAUGACACCUCCCCCACGGAAACCCCACCCGCCGAAGUGGAAUCUCAGACAGAACCUGUACUCUCUGUGGAUGCCAGCACCCCUCGGCCCGAACGUCCUGCUGCUGACCAGCCAGCCACAGCUGAUGUUGAGCAUCAGGAUGGAAGAGGAGACUCUGGGGACCCCAGUACUGUGGCUGUGGACCCAGUAGCCUUCACUGGGAAGCCUAGCAAACCUGAAAUGCAGACAAUCGGCACAGAGGCCCCAAAAACAGACGAUCCCACCGACUCCGAGCACCUGGCAGACAACAGUAAUGGCACCGACCUUUGCGACGGACAGCCCAUCAGCGGGCUCACAACUCUCCGCAAUGGGACAAUCGCCGUUUUCCGUGGUCACUACUUUUGGAUGCUGGAUGACAACAGGGUACCGGGUCCUGCCCGUAGUAUCAGAGAGGUCUGGGGCAUCCCAUCUCCCAUAGACACGGUCUUCACCCGCUGUAACUGUCAAGGAAAGACUUACUUCUUCAAGGGAAACAAUUACUGGAGGUUUGAAAAUGACGUCAUGGACCCUGGUUACCCUCAAACAAUCUCCACGGGCUUCAGUGGACUGGCUGGCAAGAUCACCGCUGCCUUGACCGUACCGGAAUACGGGCGGCGAUCAGAGUCUGUGUUUUUCUUCAAACAAGGAGGCCUGCUACAGAGAUACGGCUUUAAAUAUGGGACAAGCCCAACCUGUGGCCAGAGACCCAGGUACAUGGUAGUCACUGUCAGGAGCAGACAUGCCCGACAAGCAGAAGAUGGCCUUGAGAGGGAGAUUAAAAUAACAUGGAAGGGAUUCCCUACUCUGGUGACAUCUGCCAUCUCUGUACCCACUCCCAGGAAACCAAACGGCUAUCACCACUACAUCUUUUCAAAGACAAAAUAUUACAACAUCAAGGUCGAUGGCGAUCAACCAGCCUUGGCCUCACCAGAGCCUUCACAACCUCAGGAGAACUCUGCAAAGAGCUGGUUCAACUGUCCCUGAAUGUCCUUGCCGAAAAGACAAAAAUGAACAGACUGAAAUUCUAAACUUUUUAAUUUUUUAAUAAAAACACAACAUUGCUUUGCAGGGAUUAUUCCGAAACCCUUAAGAGUACAAUAAAACACACAGCUAAAGCAAAAACAAGAUUUCAGUAUAUUAUGAACAGCACGCCUCGGGCAAUGGCAGCAUGGCUAGAUCCAUUUCCGGCUUCACCUGGCGAAUCGACCCCUUAUUCCCAUUACACCUGAAGACAGAUUAUAUAUGCAAGUAAAUGACCAAAACCAGAAGUUAAAAAAUGUAUAAAAGAAACUGAGGUGGAUUUGUGCAGUUUGCUGCUGUCCUCUGAUGUACGAGUUGUAACUUUUUUCCAUUUUUGAUUAAAAUGUGGAACCUGAA